GCGCUCCUCAGGAUGAGGCGCAGCUCGGCAGCCCUGCACAGAGCAGAUGUGCGGAGGGGAGGGAAAUGCUUUCGGCUGAACCCAAAAAGGUUUGACCAUGAGUACCCAGCCACACACUGUGACCAAGGCAGAGAUCCCUGGCCAUGUUCUUUACACCGUAGGAACAUGUGUGCUCAUUAUUGGCUCCAUUGGCAUCAUUGGAAACCUCCUAGUCCUCUACGCAUUUUACAGCAACAAGAAGCUGAGGACUCCCCAAAACUACUUUAUAAUGAAUUUAGCUGUGAGCGACUUCCUGAUGUCGGCUUCUCAGGCACCCAUGUGCUUUGUCAACAGCUUGCACAGAGAAUGGAUACUUGGAGACAUAGGCUGUAACCUGUAUGCAUUCUGCGGGGCUCUCUUUGGGAUAACCUCGAUGAUGACUCUGCUGGCCAUCUCUGUGGACCGCUACCUGGUGAUCACAAAGCCCCUGCAGUCCAUUCAGUGGACUUCCAAGAGACGCACCGUGCAGAUCAUCGCCCUGGUGUGGCUCUACUCGCUGGGAUGGAGCGUGGCUCCGCUCCUCGGCUGGAGUUCCUAUGUGCCUGAGGGCUUGAUGAUAUCCUGCACAUGGGACUAUGUAACCUACUCCCCUGCAAACAGAAGCUACACAAUGAUUUUAUGCUGCUGUGUGUUUUUUAUUCCCCUGGUAAUAAUAUUCCACUGCUAUUUAUCGAUGUUCCUGGCCAUAAGGCGUACUGGCAGAGAUGUUGAAAAGCUGGGAUCCUGCAGCCGGAAAUCCUACCUCUCUCAGUCCAUGAAGAAUGAGUGGAAGCUGGCAAAAAUUGCUUUUGUGGUCAUCAUUGUGUUUGUCUUGUCCUGGUCUCCAUAUGCUUGUGUCACCUUAAUUGCCUGGGCAGGUCGAGGCAACAGCCUAACACCAUAUUCCAAAUCUGUGCCAGCAGUUAUUGCCAAAGCUUCUGCAAUCUACAACCCCAUCAUUUAUGCAAUAAUUCACCCAAGAUACAGGAAAACCAUCCACAGAGCUGUUCCCUGCUUGAGGUUCCUGAUACGAAUAUCGAAGAAUGACCUCCUGAGGGGAUCCAUAAAUGAGUCAUCCUUCAGGACCUCUCUCUGCAGCCACCACUCUCUUGCUGGCAGGACCAAGAGCACUUGUGUUUCCUCUGUUUCUACUGGAGAAGCUACCUGGAGCAAUGUAGAGCUCAACCCUGUGGAGCCAGCUCAAGAGAAACUGAAGCCUCGCCGAAGUCAUUCUUUCUCCACAGGUGUGAGACAAGAGAAGAGAGACCUGCUCCCAAAGACCUGCAGCUAUGAUGCAGCCACUGCCCCAAAGGUUUCACUCUCCUCCAGUUCUUUGGAGAAGGUACUUGGGCAGCCUGUCCUACCCAGUCCCUCUGCAGCACUCAUGACCAGCUCCCUGAGAGCUGCUUCUCUGCCUGUCAGAUUGAAUAGCAGCAGUGUCACCAGUGGAGACUCAAGUACUUCCCAUAUGGCAGCUCAAGGAAGUCAAGUGAAUGGAAUUGUGGAUUCUCUGACUAGCAAUGCAGUCCCUCGCAUCAUCAUCAUUCCUACCUCAGAGACCAAUCUGUUUCAGGAAGAACUGGAAGAGGAAGAGACUGAAUUAUUCCACUUUCAUGACAAAAAGAGCAAUCUGCUGGACUUGGAAGGGCUUAGCUCAUCUAUGGAGUUCCUUGAAGCUGUUGAGAAAUUUCUAUCCUAAGUUUGUCAAAAGAAAACUUUCCAGUAAUUAUUUUCUUGGCAUCUUCUCCACUUAAUUAUACCAAAUAACUGAAGCCUUGUACGUUAGAUAAUCAGAUUUUUUAUUUAUUUAUUUUUAUAUAGUAGUCACUAGACAGCCUUCAGAUUUAUCUUUGUCCAAACCAGCUCAGGCAUGGAAACAGGCUUUCUUUCAGAUUGUGCUGCAGGAAAUGAGCAGUGGAAGAUCUGGCAGCAGGACCGAGUGGCAUUGGUCAAAGGAGGCCGCCUGAUCUGGUGCCACUGAUGGUGACACGGUGGGGGUGCCACUGAUGGGGGUGCCAGCAGAAGGGAAAAUGACUGACUGAGAGCAGGGUCAUCUGCUGAAUUCUUCUGCUAUCUGCAUGUGGAGCAGCAUUCCUGUUUUGGCAGCUCUGCUCUGGACAGUGAUGGAAAGCUUUGCGAGACCGCAGUGUCCACCAGCCCCAGCAGUAAGGCAGAUGGCUACAUGACCUCAACUAGAGUUUAAUCAAAUAAUUCUCAGCAUUGUUUUUGCUGUGUUUUAUUUUUUAAAUAGGCAGCAUGCUAAACAUAAGGAAAGAAACUGGUGGUUUUUCACUGGGAAGUGACUGAUUCCUAGCUUCCAAUCCUCUGAAGUUUAGUGGUAGAAAUCUGGAUUUUACCUCAGCAUUAGCAUGGUCACCUAAAUGUCAAAAUGCAAGGUGCUAUAUGCUAAAACAUACAGUACUGUAGAAGCAUUCAGAGUACCUUCAGAGUUACAGUCCUGAUUAAAUAUGUAUGUAUCCUAAUGAGUCUGUGAUUGAAAGGGUGAAUGCUCACAGCUGGCUUGACAAGUCAUUGACAAAAAUAAAGCCUUGGCUGCUGUA
Molecule: messenger RNA, 2579 nt
Organism: Zonotrichia albicollis (white-throated sparrow)
Lineage: Eukaryota; Metazoa; Chordata; Aves; Passeriformes; Passerellidae
Product: melanopsin
Biological process (GO): visual perception; G protein-coupled receptor signaling pathway
Cellular component (GO): membrane
Molecular function (GO): G protein-coupled receptor activity
Source: RefSeq, a predicted model, not a curated record